This is a messenger RNA of Gasterosteus aculeatus aculeatus (three-spined stickleback), 2780 nucleotides long. The record is from RefSeq and is a predicted model, not a curated record. Lineage: Eukaryota; Metazoa; Chordata; Actinopteri; Perciformes; Gasterosteidae.
AUGGCUUAGGAAAGGAUUCCAAAGACAAUAGGAAUGGCAUUGGCUAUCUUUCUGUUUCUGUAAACAGAUUAUCUGUAGAAUCACUUCAGCUGUUAUUGGAGAAGCAGUACCAAAGUGACUUCAAUGAGAAAAUCGCCGACGACAAUGAAGAAAUGUCAAGGCAAGAGGCAAGAUUCAUUAAAAUAAUGGAUCAAUCUGUAAAGUUAAAGGACGGACAUUACAGUUUAAAGCUGCCAUGUAAAGCCCAAGAGGUAACUCUGCCAAACAACCGUUGUAUUGCUCAACAGCGCCUCAUUGGACUAAGAAGGAAAAUGGAAAGAAAUGAGAAAUUCCACCAAGAAUACACAAGCUUUCUGGAAAAUGUCAUCAGCAGUGGCUAUGCAGAAAUGGUACCACAGGAUGAAUUGCGUUGUGGAGAAGAUAACCUGUUCUAUAUACCUCAUCAUGGAGUAUAUCACCCACGGAAGGGCAAGUUGCGAGUUGUCUUCGACUGUGGAGCUAAGUUUAAAGGAACUUCUUUGAACGAACAACUUCUGCAGGGUCCGAACCUUACAAGUUCCUUAAUAGGAGUGUUUCUACGAUUCAGACAAGAACCAGUUGCUUUUAUGUCUGAUGUGAAGUCUAUGUUCUAUCAAGUUAGAGUGGCCGACGAAGACAAAGACUUUCUAAGGUUCCUGUGGUGGCCUAAUGGAGAUCUGCACAAGCAAGUUGAAGAAUAUAGAAUGACUGUACAUCUCUUUGGAGCAGUGUCGUCGCCUAGUUGUGCAUGUUAUGCUCUAAGGAAGACAGCAGAGGACAGUCGGAAUGGGUUUUCGGAGGAGGAUGAUCCAGAGGUCAAAGUGGAAAUCUCCACAAACGCAAUAACCAUUCAAGUGGAUAAUGCAACCAGCCAACUCAUCACCUAUUUCUCUGACUGGAAAAGGUUGAAAGUCGCAGUUGCAUGGUUGCUGUUGGUCAAAGGGACUCUAUUGGAGUUGAGUCAAAGAAGGAAGCAACUUGUGAAAGAUGGAAUGGCUAAUCUUGAUGUUGACAGAAAAAUGUUGGAAGCCAGAAAGUCGUUCAAACGAGAACGUGUAUCAACGGAGGAUCUAUUAGCAGCAGAAAACGCUAUCCUUCAGUUCUGUCAGAGGGAAAGAUUUGACACUGAGAUUUGUGCACUAAAGACAGGAAAACCUGUAAAAGGGUGUAGCCCUAUCUACAAGCUGAAUCCUGUCUUAGAGGAAGGACUGGUAAGAGUUGGUGGAAGAUUGUCCAGGACUGCAAUGCCCGAAGAGAGCAAACAUCCAGUCAUCCUGUGUAAAGAUCAGCACAUCUCCAUGUUAAUUCUUAAAAAUAUUCAUGAACAGACAAGACACGGUGGGAGAAAUUACAUCCUUUCCAAAUUGAGAGAAAAGUUCUGGGUCACUCAUGCCAACGCAGCAGCAAGGAAAAUCUUGUCAAAUUGUCCUUUUUGCAGACGUCACCAAGGAAAAUUGUGUGAUCAAAAGAUGUCGGAUCUUCCCAAAGAGAGGAUUACUCCAGACUUCCCUCCAUUUACUAACGUGGGCGUGGACUAUUUUGGGCCUAUUGAGGUAAAACAAGGACGUUCUUAUGUGAAACGUUAUGAAGUUAUCUUUACAUGCAUGGCCAGCAGGGCAAUUCAUUUAGAAGUGGCACACUCGUUAGACACAGACUCCUGCAUCAGUGCUAUUCGUUGAUUCAUAUGCCGAAGAGGACCCGUGGCACACUUUCGCUCAGACAAUGGCACAAAUUUCACAGGUGCAGAAAAGGAACUGAAAAGAGCAAUUGCAGAUUUAAACCACAGAUCAAUUGAGAAGGCUUUAAUUCAUGACAAUAUCAAGUGGACGUUCAACCCACCUGCAGCUUCCCAUCAUGGCGGUGCUUGGGAAAGCAUGAUCAGACUGGUCAGGAAGGUCUUGGUAUCUGUUUUACAUCUACAGACUCUAACUGAUGAAACGUUAGUCACAGUCUUAUGCGAAGCCGAAGCAAUCUUGAAUGACCGACCAAUUACGAGAGUUUCUGAGGAUCCUAAUGAUUUAGAGCCACUAACACCUAAUCAUCUUCUUACUUUGAAACGAAAACCAGUUUUGCCUCCAGGUCUGUUUGAUCAAAAGGACCAGUACGUAAGACGAAGAUGGAAACAGGCUCAGUAUCUUUCAGAUUUGUUCUGGAAAAGGUGGACGAAAGAGUAUCUUGCAACGCUACAGGAAAGACAAAAGUGGAACAAAACACAACGUAAUCUUAUGGAAGGAGAUAUUGUUUUGAUUGCAGAUGCUACAGCACCACGAAAUUCUUGGAUGAUUGGAAGGAUUAUUAAAUCCUUUCCAGACAAAUCAGGCAUAGUUAGAUCUGUGCAAAUCAAAACCAAAACAAAUGUAAUUGAAAGACCAGUGACAAAACUAGGACUAUUGGUAGAGCAGUCAAUGUAAAAGUAAAACAAACGCACCAAAAGAGGGUCGAUUUGUUUGUUUAUUUGUUUAUUAUUUUUGUUUGCAAACGUUGUUUUCGUUGUAUGAAUGUCUCCAUACAUGAAUUGCUUAGAAUUGUCAUGUCUUGAAGUGCCAUGAACAAUUAGGGGCCGGUUGUGUUGGAGCCAUUCUGAAUACUGCAAUGGGAUGGCGCUGUUUUUGCCACCAGCCUAUUUAACACCAGGGCUAAUUAGUGCAGGUGUGGCGCACAGUGAGGCAGAUAACUUUUGACCGUGAGGCACGGCGGAUUGUGAACCGAAUUUUGUUUGUUAUUUUUGUUAUAAAUAAAUGGAUUGACAUAUCCGAUGUUAA